UUCAUUCGGAACAUCACUGUGUAUAAGGACACUUGUCUCUCGGAUUUCUCUCUCUCGAAAAAAAGACAUUCUGAAAAAAACAUCUUCCUCAACUCCGCUUUGAAGGACGUAAACGCUCCAAACAGGAUGACUGAGGUGAUGAACACACAGGAACCUGUGAUAAAGGACUUCAGUGUAGCUGGAGCAGCAUCAGGGGAUCAGGGCAUAUCCUUUCAGACUUUCCUAGAUACCCAUGAGCGGAAUCCCAAGCUAUCCAAGAGACUUCCCUCUAUUGUGGUGGAGCCCUCUGAUGGGGGCAAUGUGGAAAGCGGGGAGCUCCGCUGGCCACCUAUGGAUCCCAACUCUGUAGAGGCCCCAGGCGGGAUGCAGCCCCACAAACACACUCCUCUUCAGGCCACACAGGACCAGACCGCAGAUGAAGAUCUGAAUCUUGGGGUGCAGGACAGCAGUGAAGUGGUGUAUGGGGCCGUAGUGGAGGAAUCUAACUGAGAAGAUCAUCCAUCCACCUCCACAGCUGCUCUCACUGUAAAUGUGUCCAGAGUAAGAAAGAUAGACAGGUGGGCAGGGGCACUGAGGAGAGUGGAGGAGGGCGUUGGAGGGUCAUUACCCUCACACCCGGCGCACUGCAAGAAAACCAAUGAGUUCAUUCUGAUGUUUCAGGCUGUACAGCGGUCUGUAAAGCUGUCUUAAAUAGCUUGCUUGUGCAGUUUCAUAUACAUGCAGACUAGAUCACAGCUACGCAGCACUGAAUAAUUUUGUUGUCCUCUCAUUGUAGAUAUUUUGAUACCUAGUGUAAAAAUGUGGAGUACUUUGUAAGAACUGAGGUGUUUUUGAACAGCAGUAUUCAAAGUUGUGUCCAGCAUGUACUCCAAGUAAAAUGUAAGCUAGAUAAAGUGGUGACAACUGUGGGUAUUCCUGUCUAGUGAAAAACGAUGAUUCUGAUUGUGUAAGUGAGUUCUUUCAACUUGUUCUACUAUAAAAAGCAACAGCUAACAUCCAGAGAUAGUCCUAGUUGUUACAAUCAAUGGGAGUAAAAAUACUGUGUAUGUACCGCAACUGCAUUUUUCUCAUCUGCAGUUUUUAUAAACAAUCAAAAAGUGAGUGCGGAGAUUGAAGCCUCAGUUAUUGCACAAACAAUAAAGUCUUUAGGCUUGCCAAACCUUUUUUGUUGAUUUUGUCAGCCUUUGCCUUUAUACUUUUCUCCCCCUCUCUCUCUCACCCCCUUCAUGUCGAUCCACUCCCCA
Salmo salar (Atlantic salmon) is the source of this 1244-nucleotide messenger RNA. Its product is annotated as protein LBH. The record is from RefSeq and is a predicted model, not a curated record. Lineage: Eukaryota; Metazoa; Chordata; Actinopteri; Salmoniformes; Salmonidae.